Molecule: messenger RNA, 624 nt
Organism: Aspergillus welwitschiae
Lineage: Eukaryota; Fungi; Ascomycota; Eurotiomycetes; Eurotiales; Aspergillaceae
Exons: 5
Coding region: 1-624 (207 amino acids)
Source: RefSeq, a predicted model, not a curated record
AUGGCUCUUGUGCGUGAUGAUAGUAAUUAUACAUGUCUCAAGACAACGUCAUUAGUUGUGGCUACGGCGGUGCUGUUCGGUGGGAUUGAGACGUUGUUGAUUCUUACUUUGAGGAUACCAUAUAAUAAGGGUGUGACCUGGCCGGACCUGGUGGUUGGUGUUGUUGCGGCAAUUCUACUAGCAUCUGGGCUUUUGCCGCCGUAUUAUGAGUUGUGGAAGAGAGACGGCCGUGUAAUUGGGUUCAACUGGGUGUUCUUGUCCAUUGAUACCCUGGGAGGACUUUUCUCGCUAUUCGCUCUAGCUGCCCAGGGAUCAUUCGAUAUACUUGGAGGCAUCAUGUACAUACUCGUGGUCGUCCUCGAGGCAGGAAUCUAUGCAAGCCAUAUCAUCUGGCGGAUUCGGUACCGCGCAGUACGCAAGGAAGCCAGGGCAUCUGGCAAAAGUAUCGAUGAAGUGCUGGAGGAGCAAAAUAGGGUCCAAACGAACCAGGAAGAUAAGAAGGAUGGGAUCAUUUCUCAUCACCGUGGGAACAGCAGCCGUGUGCAGCAGCAGCAGCAGCAGCAACAGCAAUCGGGGCCGAAAGUAACGCAAACCAUUUCGGAGGCAAAUGCUGCCGGUGCCUGA